GCAUGUGUACAGUGUGACCUUUCAGUGCAGCUGCCUGGGGAAGGCUGCACGACAAGAGUAAACGGGCCUGGAGCUCAAACACGACGAAUUUUACCGUGUUAACCCUCCGUAAAUGGGUUUAUCACCACACCAGCCCUUACUUUCAUCGCUCCCGUUCACCUCGACCGAUUGUUGUGGAUGGAUUAUCUUAUUAACCGUCUCACCGAGAAGCCUUACUACGCCCAGUCAGCAGCGGCAGCCAUAGCUCCGUCAUUGACGCUGGAGGUUAGUGGGCUCGUCAUCCGCAGACUGCCAUUUCACCAGCAGGGAGCUAACAGGCUAGGCUAGCGGAGGCUUCAAUGGAGAAUUCACUAGCAUGAUGCUAAUCUUAAUCUUAAAGUACUGGAAGAGAACAGAACUAAUAUUUUGAUAUUCAAAGAUAUUGGAGAUAUAUAAUUUUCUGGUGACACAUAACUAACAAUAUUGCAAUCUGCCCCUGCAAUGGCCGUAUUUAGUCACCAGGUGCUUCUUGCAGUCACAAGAUCAAGGGGAUCAUAUUUGUUAUCCAAGAGGAACAGCUGCUCCACUCUGUCUUCCAAAGCCUAUCUCCACAUAGACCCUCCCCGCCAGGUCUCCUCCGCAGUCACCCUCAGGCACUCCCGAUUCGGCUCCCCACACUGUUACCGUGACCACAACUCCACCCUACUCGCCCGCUCUCUACAUAGCUCCAGUUUUAGUGUCCUCCUGCAAGAAAUAAAACAAGAGGACACUAAAACUUCACCAGCCGCUGCUCAGGAUGCUUCUAAAAAGGACUCCGCUGCCCCCCAGGCUCAGGCUCAACCUCCACCUGCUCCCGCUACGACUCCCACAGCCGCCACCGCAUCUGCUGUCCCUCCGGUGCAGGAGAAGGCAGUCGUGAAGAAGGCUCUGUAUCAGAAGAUUGUUGAUGAGUUGAAGCAUUACUACAAUGGCUUCCGGUUGCUCGGCAUCGAUAUCAAGAUUGCAGGCAGGAUGGUGUGGAGGCUGUUGCAUGGACAACUGCUCUCACGCAGGGAGAGGAGAAGGCUAUUGAGGACCUGCGCUGACCUUUUCCGUCUGGUGCCCUUCACGGUGUUCAUCAUCGUUCCUUUCAUGGAGUUCCUUCUUCCUGUCUUCCUCAAACUUUUCCCGGAGAUGUUGCCCUCCACCUUCGAGACAGAGUCUAAAAAGGAGGAGAAGCAGAAGAAAGGUCUGGCAGCGAAGCUGGAGCUGGCUAAGUUUUUGCAAGAGACCAUCGCUGAGAUGGCUCAAAGGAAUAAAGCAAAAGCUCAGACUGAGGAUGAGACACAGCGCUUCUCCACAUAUGUUCAGAAGGUCCGGGGCACAGGAGAGCAGCCCACCACGAAGGACAUCGUCCGGUUUUCGAAGCUGUUUGAGGACGAGCUGACGCUGGAGCACCUGGAGCGACCCCAGCUGGUGGCUCUGUGUAAACUGUUGGAGCUGCAGCCCAUCGGCACAAACAACUUGCUGCGUUUCCAGCUGAUGAUGCAGCUCAGAACCAUCAAGUCAGACGACGAGAUGAUUGCAGCAGAGGGUGUGCCAGCGUUGAGUGUGUCUGAACUUCAGGCAGCGUGUCGUAGUCGGGGGAUGAGGUCUCUGGGUCUCACAACCGAACAGCUAAAUCAGCAGAUGCAGCAGUGGCUGGACCUGCACCUGAAGGAGAACGUUCCUCCAUCGCUGCUGCUGCUCUCCAGAGCCAUGUAUCUGACCGACCUCAAACCAAAACCUCCAGUCAUCCCGCCUGUUGCCAAACUAGAGAAAGCUCCUCCUCCUCCAGUGGAGAAUGCAGGAGCAAACGUGACCUCAGUUAGCACCGACAUGUUGGCGGACCCUGCUCUCAUCAUCAAAGAAAGAUUGGUGGAGGAGUUGAGAGACAAGGCUCCCGUGAUCUCGGACAAACCCCUGACCCCCGCUGAAGUCCUUCAGGCUAAAGCAGCGACAGAGGUAUCCCAGAAGAGCAAGAUGAGUGCCAACGGUGUAUAAAGCGGAGCUGGAGCCUCUGGACUGAAGAGAGGAUGGACUGAGCUCUGUGUCCUCGGGGGGGAAGAGAGGGACCACAGGGUUGUAGUGGUCAGAUAAGGGGCAUUUGAUGGUCUGCAUUUCGGCAGACCUUUAAACUCCUCCUUUUUAAAUAUCUCGUUCUGUCUUCAGUCCAGAGGGACUGGGGGAUCACUGGCUCCGUUCAGCAUUGUGUUUGGUAUGUUGAUCCUGGGAGUCCUGUUCCCUCUUUCUCUCGCUCUCCGUUUACACCCAGGGAAAGGUCUGCUGCCUCUUCUGCUUCUUUAUCCCCUCAAACCUUCUGAUUUGUGCACUCCGUUCUCUGUCACUCUCCAUUCGAGCUGGACAAACCAGCCUGACGUUUCAGAGAACUGGCAGAACAUUAAUGGUGUGAAUACUUUGACCUAAUGUCCUGGAAGUGAUGCCCAAACUGCCCACGGCAGAGCCGGGUUAACCGUCUGUUUGAUGGUGUCUCCUUACAGUCCAGGCACCCUCCUUCUCCUGUACAUUUGUAAAUAUUCUGUAUAUUUUUGUCCGUCUUAUAUCGCAGCAGCAGCAGCUUGUAUAUUUUGCUAUGCAAAGUCUACAGUCCCUUGAAAAAUGUCAAGUAUUUCAUUUGUUUUUAUUUGGAUUCCUUAUUCGCUCCUCUUCAGGAUAUAAGAGAAGUAAUUUAUUUCAGAAAUACGUUAAUGAACUUUUUAGUUUAGUAGUAGUGGUACCAUCUCCAGGAAGCUGGAUCAUUCUGAGGUGCUGAAGCAAAUGACACAUCUGAACCGGCUUAUGAAAUAAAAAGCAAAAAGGUUCAAAAAGUCAUCGUGUCAUUUCUCCAGCUGCAGAUUUGUUCUGGCCCUACAUCUGAACAGGGUGUAACGUAGCUGCUUUCUGCUGCAAUUAGAACAUGAAGAUGGUAUAUUAUUCAGAGAAAGGUCACUCCUUAAAUCCAGAGGUGACUGAGGUAAGCUGCAGUCUGCCUCCACUGGUAAACCACUGAACAGACUAUCUGCAAAUUGUGCAGAUUUUAUUUGCAUACACUGUAUAGUGUAUGUAUUGUGUUUUAACAUUAUGAUACUAAGAUUUAUUUUAAACUGAAAAUACUUGAUGUUAUUCAUUAAGACAUAUUAUUAAUAUGGGGAAUAAGCUUAAAUUCUGAAGCCACAAAUGAGAUUUGUUUUGGUAUGGUGGCUCCAAAAGAGAUAAAUAUAAAGCAUUCAGUUUGAUUCACCCAAAUAUCCUACGGCAUAAUAUGACCCUAAAGCUAUAAUUGGAAGGUUUACCACAUACAUGUGUACUGUAUGAAUACAGUUGAAUGUGUGUUUGACAUUGCUGAAGAUUUUCCAUCCCUCUUUAUACAUUUGACAUUGUUGGAGUAACGUGUUGUCUCCAAACAUUCUUCCCCAUUACUAUUUUAUCCAUAGGCAUAUCCGAGAAGUGGAUGUCAAAAUCAAAGGAUAUUUUUUAAGCAAAUAGUUUGCUAAUGAAGAUUUAUUUUAUUGGUUUUACAUAUGUGCCUAAGGUUAAAGGGCGAUUGUUUUUAUGUUUGCUCCUUUCAUCACAACAGAUUUUCUAUAUUGUACAACAGUUUUUGGUUUGAUCUUCAUCGCGCUGUGUUUAAAGCGCCCAGUUGCACCAUUUCUCUUAAGUGGAAUGUCUCCUCUUCCCUUCCCCAUUGGAUCCAAAAUAGUCUUUCCCAGUAUUGAUACUAAUGGAAAAAGCGAUCAGCUCUGCAUUUGUGGUACAAAUGGGAUCUGAUUAGUUGCUUUCUGAUCUCUUGUUUGGGCUUUGCUGCCAUAUAAAAAAAAAAAGAAUCCCAAGACAUUCUGAGUAGAUGAAACUGAUUAAUGUUGUGAAACAAAAGGUCGAUGCUCUCAAAAACAUCGGUCACUGACCUGAGCGCUGUGUCAUGUUGAUAAGCUGCUCCUUAGAUGUGUUUAGUUAAUCUGCGAGGAGGUUUUCUGAUGUUGGCGACUGGCACCUUCUCUUGCAUGAUAGAAGGAUCGCACAGCAUUCAAUAAUGGGGGUGACUAGACUGGGUUCAUAUUCUGCUGUGCCUUUGAACUGAAAUGAAAAAGUUUUGUGAAUUUUCAGGAUGCAUUUCUCUGCAUCUGCAAUAUAUUCACAGGUGAAUCCUUAAUUGUCUACCUGGUUUCACAUCGUUCAUUCAUCAGCAUCUCGGUGUGCCUGUCUGGUAUUUACAACUUCCUGCUAUCUCAGAUGGUUUGGUUCAUCAAUGCUACCAUGAUGUGUCCUCUUGUCUUUAAGGAUUGUUUCUUUCAGUUUGAAAUGCACUGCUGUCCAGUUAGUUCUUACCCUGUGUUAAAUGUGUGCAUCAACUUUGCCAUUGAAAGUGAGUGUCUGGGAAGACAAAAUGUACAGAAAUAAAAAUAAUUGAACCCUU
This is a messenger RNA of Gymnodraco acuticeps, 4411 nucleotides long. It is a transcript of the gene letm2, whose product is annotated as leucine zipper-EF-hand containing transmembrane protein 2. The record is from RefSeq and is a predicted model, not a curated record. Bases 481 to 2001 code for a protein of 506 amino acids. Gene Ontology annotation, biological process: intracellular monoatomic cation homeostasis. Gene Ontology annotation, molecular function: ribosome binding. The transcript is spliced from 11 exons. Gene Ontology annotation, cellular component: mitochondrial inner membrane. NCBI's taxonomy places the organism in Eukaryota, Metazoa, Chordata, Actinopteri, Perciformes, Bathydraconidae.